This is a messenger RNA of Prunus armeniaca (apricot), 2715 nucleotides long. NCBI's taxonomy places the organism in Eukaryota, Viridiplantae, Streptophyta, Magnoliopsida, Rosales, Rosaceae. The record is from the annotation of a GenBank genome assembly.
AUGCCUCGCAAACCCAAUAUCCUAGGGUUUCUCUUCAGCCUCUUCUUCCUCACAUUCUGCCAUGCCGAUCCCGGUUCCAAUUGCCUCAAGACCAGCCCUCUCGUCAACUCCGAGUCCGAAUUCAAAAUGGUACAGCACCAGCUCCGAGGCUCAAUUAAGAUAAUCGACGAUUGCUCCUUCAAAGUCUCCGAUUUCGACAUGCUCCCCGGCUCCGACGUCCACUGGUGGGGCGCCGCCGCUCCCGAUUUCACCAACCUCAGCGCCGGCUUCGUAGUCUCCGAUCAGAAACUCAACGAGACCUACAAAAGCGCGAGCUUUACGGUACGUUUGAGGGACAAUGUCACCUGGGAUCGGAUCCAGGUUCUCGCCGUGUGGGACCGGCCCACCGCCUCCGACUUCGGACACGUGAUUCUCGGCGAUUUCAGAAGCGGGUCGUCCGACCCGGCUCCUUCACCGUCGCCGUCGAGCGCAACCGGUUCGUGGAACGGGACGGGUCGGGUCCACACGGAGCCGACUAUGUUGGAGAACUGUAAGGUAUUGUCGAAGAACUAUAGGGUUAGAUGGACAUUGAAUUCUGAUGAGAAUAUAAUUGAUAUUGGAUUGGAGGCCGCCACCGGGACUAUGAAUUACAUGGCUUUCGGGUGGUCCAGCCCGAACUCGACUUCGGAGCUCAUGCUCGGGGCCGACGUCGCCGUCACCGGGUUUAAAGAGGACGGCCUGCCGUUUGUGAAUGAUUUUUACAUCACAAAGUACAGCGAGUGUACUUUGUACAAGGAUGGUGAGGUGAAAGGGGUUUGCCCGGAUACGAGAUACGAAGGGCCCGGCCAGAAUAGCGAGGUUAACAAUACCAAAUUGGUUUAUGGGCAGAGGAGGGACGCCGUGUCGUUCAUUAGGUACCAGAGGCCGUUGAUAUCAGACGACAAGAAGUACGAUUUGCCGGUGAACCAUACAGAGGAAAUGACGGUGAUUUGGGCGUUGGGGCCAAUAAGGCCCCCAGAUCUUCUUCAGCCUCACUAUCUUCCUCAAAACCAUGGGGGACCAAGGCUUGUGGUUUUUGGACAUUUGGUGCUGAAUGUUUCUGAGCAUGUGAAUGACUGUUUGGGUCCUCUGGAUGCAGAAGACAAGGAGGACCAACAACUCAUCAUCGCCGAUGCCAAUGCCCCACUUGUGGUUACUUCUGGCCCGGCAUUGCAUUAUCCAAACCCUCCAAACCCUUCAAAGGUUUUGUACAUUAACAAGAAAGAGGCUCCGAUGUUGAGAGUGGAACGAGGGGUGCCUGUCAAGUUUUCUAUACAAGCAGGGCACAAUGUUGCGCUCUACAUUACUUCAGACCCGCUUGGUGGGAAUGCUACCCUGAGGAAUGUGACCGAGAUUAUUUAUGCAGGAGGACCUAAAGCUCAAGGAGUUCAAGCCAGUCCCAUGGAAUUGGUUUGGCAACCAGAUAGGAAUACUCCAGACCAAGUGUAUUAUCAAUCUCUUUAUGAGCAGAAAAUGGGUUAUAAAGUGCAGGUGGUUGAUGGGGGUCUGCCUGAUAUGUAUAAUAACAGUGUUAUUUUGGAUGAUCAGCAAGUUACGUUAUUUUGGACAUUGUCAGAAAAGUCAGUAUCUAUUGCAGUUCGUGGUGAGAAGAAGAGCGGUUUUUUGGCAAUAGGAUUUGGCAGGGGAAUGGUAAACAGCUAUGCUUAUGUGGGUUGGAUUGAUAACAUUGGCAAAGGCCGGGUAAACACUUAUUGGAUUGAUGGAAAGGAUGCCUCGAGUGUGCAUCCAACAUUUGAGAAUUUGACUUAUGUGAGGUGCAGGUCGGAAAAUGGCAUCAUUACAUUCGAGUUCACCCGCCCCUUGAAUCCAUCAUGUGGUAAGAGUGAUAGACCGGAGUGUAGAAACAUAAUUGAUCGCACUACUCCUCUUAAAGUUAUUUGGGCAAUGGGUUCUACAUGGACAGAUGAGCAUCUAAGUGAACAAAAUAUGCAUUUUGUUACGAGCAGUAGGCCUAUUAGGGUACUUCUUAUGCGUGGUUCUGCAGAGGCGGAGCAGGAUUUACAGCCGGUAUUGGCUGUACAUGGAUUUAUGAUGUUUCUCGCUUGGGGUAUGUUGCUUCCUGGUGGAAUACUGGCGGCUAGAUACUUAAAACAUGUUAAGGGUGAUGGGUGGUACAAGAUUCAUGUUUAUUUGCAGUACUCAGGUUUGGUAAUCGUCCUACUUGCCCUUCUUUUUGCUGUUGCUGAACUUCGAGGUUUCUAUGUCAGCUCAUUGCAUGUUAAGUUUGGGAUUACUGCGAUAUUUUUGGCUUGUAUACAACCAGUGAAUGCAUUCCUAAGGCCCAAGAGACCAGCUCAUGGAGAGGAGGUUUCCUCUAAAAGGAUUCUUUGGGAGUACUUUCAUGUGAUCGGUGGAAGGUGUGCCUUUGUUGUAGGCAUUGCAGCACUGUUCAGUGGAAUGAAGCAUUUAGGAGAUAGAUAUGAUGGCGAAAAUGUUCAUGGACUUAAUUGGGCUUUAAUAAUUUGGUUCUUGAUUGGUGCAUUGAUAGUUAUGUAUCUGGAAUACCGUGAAAAACAACAAAGGAGGGAUAGAAGUUUUGGAAGAAGCAAUUGGGUGCUGGGGAACGUGGAGGAAGAUGACUCUGUUGAUCUGUUGAGCCCGAACGGAGUGCAUGCAGAGAAAGAAUCACAAACUUCAGGAAGAAUGGAAGUUCAAUUAGAGCCUCUGAACAGAUAG